Molecule: messenger RNA, 4216 nt
Organism: Cornus florida
Lineage: Eukaryota; Viridiplantae; Streptophyta; Magnoliopsida; Cornales; Cornaceae
Product: protein ROOT PRIMORDIUM DEFECTIVE 1
Exons: 2
Coding region: 49-1398 (449 amino acids)
Molecular function (GO): RNA binding
Source: RefSeq, a predicted model, not a curated record
CUAAAAAUUUGAUCACUCUCUCACAGCCGCAAACAAUCAACAACUAACAUGGGGACGUUAGAAAGAUUUAUGCACAGAAGCCUCUUCCAAAUCCACAUCUCUUUUCAAUCUCCAAUUCGUUUCGGCCCAUUCAACUCAACCACGCAAAGGAGAUGGAAGAAACCAGUAGUCACCGCACAGGUCCGCUUAGAAGACCGAACCAGAGACCCCAAGCUCGACCAGCUCAGGUUUCGUCUCAACCAAAUGGCACUCGUCCUCAAACUCCACCAAUUUAUGUCCACUCGAAAACGAGGCCCUUUCGUCUCCGUACAAAUUAUGUCUCGAUGGACCAACAUCGUCGGCAUCAACAUCGGCAUCGGUGCUUUCCUCCGGAAAUUCCCCCAUGUGUUCGACGUAUUUACGCACCCAAUAAGGAGGAAUAUAUGCUGUAAAUUUACUCGAGAAGUGAACGAUUUGAUAAAUGAAGAAAAAAGUGUUAUUGGGAAAUUGGAAUUAGAAAAUGUUAAGCGAGUGAAGAAGCUUUUGAUGAUGUCUAUAAAUGGGUCACUUCACAUUCAUGCUUUGAGGCUGAUUAGGAGAGAAUUGGGUUUGCCAGAGGAUUUUCGGGAUUCGAUACUUCAGAAGUAUUCGGAUGACUUUAAGUUAGUUGAUUUAGAGGUUGUGGCUUUGGUUGAUAGAGAUGAGGAUCUGGGUGUGGCGGAGGUGGAGAAGUGGAGAGAGAAGGAGUACAGAGAGAAAUGGUUGAGUGAGUUUGAAACCAAGUUCGCAUUUCCUAUUAAUUUCCCUACUGGGUUUAAGAUUGAAGCGGGUUUUAGAGAGAGAUUGAAGAAUUGGCAAAGGCUUUCUUAUACAAAGCCUUAUGAGAAGAAGGAGGUUGUUCGGGUGCGCACUUGCGGAGGGAUUGAGAGGUUUGAGAAGCGAGCUGUGGGGAUUCUUCACGAGCUCUUGAGCUUGACGGUGGAGAAAAUGGUUGAGAUUGCACGGUUAGCACACUUCCGGAAGGAUUUUGGUAUUGAAAUUAAUGUGCUUGAGCUUAUUUUGAGGCAUCCGGGAAUAUUUUAUAUAUCUACCAAAGGAAAAAGCCAAACAGUUUUUCUAAGAGAAUCCUAUAGUAAAGGGUGUUUGAUCGAGCCAAACCCAAUUCAUAAUGUUCGAAGGAAAAUGUUGGACCUUCUAUUAUUGGGACGUAGAAAUACUAAAACGAUGAGAACAAAUAAGGAAUUCAAGGAAAUUGAGGGGGUGAUUAGUAAUGAGGUAGCGUGCAAUGAGAAUGAAGGUGGAACAAGGGAUGGUGAAUGGGUUAUUCCAUUUUUAGAGUUUUCUGAUGAUCAAAAUCACAAGGAUGAUCUGAUGGAGCUUAAUGAGAAUGAAAGCAGAUCAAGUGGGGGUGUUGAGUAAUAAUUUGCAUUUGCCAUAGGCUUAUAUUGAUUAAAAUGUGAUAAUCUUCUCUGCAACAGUGCAUUAGAUUGUUGCUUGCUACUUCUGUGGACAUCUACAAGGUUGCUUACAAGUUACAAGUUACAACAAUUGGCUGCUAAAGCUUAUACUGACCAGGAGGCUGGCAAGAGAUGGAAUGGAAUGAAUUUUGGUCUUUGCUAAUUUGAUUUCAAUCCUUUUUUGUUCUCAACGGUAUCAAGAAACAAUAUUUUUCCAUUAUCAAUUUGUCUAACUUGUUAUACAUAGAUUGCUAUGACAACUUUUUAGCUUAUCCACUACUUUACUUUACAUUUCAUUUCUUCUUCUUCUUCUUAUUAUUAUUAUUAUUUUUUUGUGUGUGUGUGUAAAUCUUAAUGAUAUCCUUUUCAUGAAUAGAACUCACAUCUUUUUGUGUAACCAAUGAAUCUAGUUGUUGCAUAUUCAAAUAUGGGUUCAUCAUAAGUCAAAAAAUUAGUGACUAUGUUUUUCCAAACUCUGAAGAUCCUUUUUUGAUAUAAGAAUGGGAUUAAUGAUAAUGUAUUAUUUUCAAUAGGAAUUUGAUGUAAUUAGAGUUACUUUUUCAUUAUUUUGGUAAUGUUGUAAUUUUAAUGAUAUUUGAGUACUUUUUAUUUUAGAGUUUCUCAGGGUUUGUUUAUACUUUGCCUGUAUAAAGGCUAUUAUAUAAUCAAUGGAAUGCUAUCGUGAUUUCAGAAUCAACCCUUGAGUCGUGCUGUCUAUAUUUUCAGUUUGUCCCUUCAUUUGUCUUCUCUUCUCCUUCUUCUAGCCUGGUCUCAUCUUCUGUCUUCUCAUCCCUUCUUUCUGAUUUUACAUUUAUUGGAAUCAAAUUAACCUGGUUUUACAUCAAGCGAUGAUAUUAGAACAUAUUGGUCGUACAUCAACACCUAAGCUAAAUCAAACGAUGGGAUUACCUAAUACUGAUAAAGAACAUGAAUUGUAACACGAUGAUUGUUAUUAAAUCAAUUUAACUGGAUAUCUUUUUAAACUUACUCAACUUAACUAAGCCUUUUAUCCCAACUACUUGGUGUCGGCUUCCGGCAACUCGCAUCUCUGCCACACUCACUUCAUCAUGUGUGAUGUGGUUUGUAGACUUUUGACAAUCCUAGGUUUACUUGCACUUUCAUAUUUUCUUUCCCUUUUUUUUCUCUUUUUAACUCCUGACCUUGUCUUUUCAGCUCGAAAUCCAUAUAGUAACCAGGUUAAAUCCGUAUUAUAUUUAUUGCUCAUUAUUGAAUGGAAUUGAGACAAGCAAUUUCACAUUACUUGUGUGGCAUAGACAACUGCUAUUGUAUUCAGAUGCCUUCAAUGCAAAUCAGAAAGCUUUUCAACAGAUUAUUAUGGUUUUCUGAUAUUUGUCAUCUAAAUAUGUGUUUAAGGACAUUUGAUAGCUAAAUGAAGAUUCUACUUCAGAAUAUGUUAUUUUAUUAUCAUUGUUUCUGUAUGAAUACGCCAUUGAUUUCUUUCUGACCUCUAAGGUUGUACUGUCAGAUGUACGGGUAUUAGUUGGCUUAUCUAGUAGAAGUUGAUGUGAAUUGCUCAUAGAUCGUGAGGCCACUGUUGUUACUCCUGUGAUAUUUGCUCAGGUUGGUGUAAAUUGCUUCUUUAUGUUCUCUUUCUUCUGAAAGUUAGACCAUCUCUUUCUCCUGACCGCGAAUUAUUGUUGGGCUUAAAAUAUUGUCAAAUAAAUGGACUACUAAGUUCCUUUUUUAGGUUGUGUUGUCAAAUAAGCAAAAAUUCUAUAAAAGUAAUUAUUUUGGAGUUUCAAAAGGUUGCUAAUCAAGAAAGUGAAUGAGCCAGAUGUUUGCUGCAACAAAAGCCAAUGGACGGUUCUUGCAGUUAACAAAUGUAUUGCAGUCAUCUAUUGGCUUGGAAUAUGCACGAAAGAGUUGAUUCUUUGCAUUUUCUAGCCACCACAGCGAGGUUGAUGCUUCAAGAAGGAUUCCUUAUUGAAAUGCAAUUGCACAAAAGUACUCAAACAACUUGCUCGAGGAAGUGGACCUUUUGUGCUAGAACUAUAAUUCAAGUGUUGAAAGUAUAGUGGCAAGACAUUUUCUAACUUGCUGGAUGAAUCUUGUGGGUUCCUGACGAGGACAAUAUCAUCCCGUUAGUUCAUUGACUUGUCUACAGUUUUUCUAUUGAAGCAAACAAGCUGUGCCCAAGGUCGUUCCCUUUUGUACUAGCUGCUGGAAGCAAUCAUAGGUCACCGUCCAAUGCUGUGAUGUACUCAAAAUUUCUUGCCCGCAUUCUGGAAUGACCCCUUUUGCACUCUUCCCAGAUACUGUAUUUUUCAUUUGCACACUAAGGUGCAAUGUGCUCAUAAUUAUGAAAUUAUCUGAAAAAGGUCCGGUUACAGUCACGCUGGUUGCAGGCAAGUGCAGGGUGAUAGACUUUUUCACUGGCUAAGAACCAUGGCGCCUUAAUGGAGUGUUGGAGUUGUUAAAUGUUAGUUGUGGCAACUGAUUUGCUCUCGUGCUGCUUGGAAAUCUCUUAGACGCUGUUGGAUGAUGAUAAAAGGCUUUAGAAACUUGUCUUAGCUUCUUAAUUUUUGCUGUCAAGUAUGGAAUGAAAACUACGCUCGACUUUGGGUGUACUUUCUAAAACUUUUUUCAUUGGACCCUCGAAUAUGUAAGCAUGUAGUUCUUAUGGUUGUCUGGCGAUCUAGUUAAGUGCAAAUAUAGCAAUGACUGAUUUUAUAUGAUGGAAUGUGUCGCUUGCAGAAAUUCAAUUCAACAUGAGUUUGAAGCAUAUACAAAUAAUUUCGGAAUCCCUCGAAUUUAUAUAU